Babjeviella inositovora NRRL Y-12698 is the source of this 1977-nucleotide messenger RNA. Its product is annotated as putative phosphotransferase. Gene Ontology annotation, molecular function: kinase activity; phosphotransferase activity, alcohol group as acceptor. The transcript has a single exon. Lineage: Eukaryota; Fungi; Ascomycota; Pichiomycetes; Serinales. The record is from RefSeq and is a predicted model, not a curated record. Gene Ontology annotation, biological process: carbohydrate metabolic process. The coding region runs from base 1 to 1977 and encodes 658 amino acids.
AUGUCCUCUACUAAUCCGUCGGGCUUGUCCCUUGGCAACCCCGGUACGGGACCCUUUUAUGUUGGUGUGGAUGUUGGCACUGGCUCCGCGCGCGCAGCGGUGGUGGACCCCGCAGGUGCGAUCCUCGGCCUUGCUGAGAAACCCAUCUCUCGCCAUGAGCUCCGAGCGAACCACAUCACGCAGUCCACAACCGAAAUCUGGGAUGCGAUCUGCUUCUGUGUUCGUCUGGCUGUCGUGCAGGCGAACGUGGAUCCCGUCUACGUCCAUGGUAUCGGCUUCGAUGCCACAUGCUCGCUUGUGGCAAUCGACCACGACGACAUGCCGGUGGCCGUGGGCCCAGACUUUUCCGACGCCGCGCAGAACGUCAUCCUCUGGAUGGACCACCGCGCGCACAAGGAAACCGACACCAUCAACGCCACGGGCGACGUCUGUCUCAAGUACGUAGGCGGCUCUAUGUCCAUUGAGAUGGAAAUGCCCAAAAUCAUGUGGCUCCAGGCUAACGUCGCACCAAACGUGUUUGCCCAGAUGAAGUUCUACGACCUCCCAGACUUUCUCACUCACCGCGCGACAGGGUCCGAGGCGCGGUCCUAUUGUUCCGCCGUGUGCAAGCAAGGGUUUGUGCCGCCGGGUGUAGACGGCUCGAAGCAUGGGUGGUCACAGGAGUUUCUCGAGGCGAUUGGUCUCGGCGAGCUUGUGGCUAACGGGUUUGCGCAGCUUGGUGGCUCCCCGGGGCUAGGCGGAACGUACCUCCAUGCGGGUGAGACGGUUGGCACGCUCAGUGAGGCCGCCGCUGCCGAGCUUGGAUUGUCACCAGGGUGCCGGGUUGGCUCGGGGGUGAUUGAUGCGUAUGCUGGGUGGAUUGGAACGGUUGCGGCGAGCGAUGACACGAGCAGCGUCGUGAACGGCGCGACUAGCGGAAUUGCCCAAUCCUGUGGCCGUCUCGCGGCCGUCGCCGGCACUCUGACAUGCCACAUUGCCAUGUCUGCCUCUCCCCUCUUUGUCCCCGGCGUCUGGGGCCCGUACCGCGACGUCAUCGCGCCCGGCUUCUGGCUUGCGGAAGGCGGCCAGUCGUGCACCGGUGCGCUUCUCGCGCACGUGCUUGCGACUCACCCCGCGUAUGCGGAGCUCACGACCGCCGCGGACAUCUCCAAUAUCUCCAAGUUCGACUUCCUCAAUAACCGCCUCGAGGACAUGACCAAGGCAACCGGUACGCGCUCCGUCGUUGCGCUCGCGAAGCACUUGUUCUUCUAUGGCGACUAUCACGGCAACCGUUCGCCCGUUGCGGACGCACGCAUGCGCGCGGCCAUUGUUGGUCAGUCCAUGGAUGUAUCGCUCGACGACCUCGCGCUCACGUACUUUGGUGCGUGCGAGUUCAUCGCGCAGCAGACACGUCAGAUUGUUGCCGCGAUGACCGCUGCGGGCCACGCCAUUUCGCGCAUCUACAUGUCCGGUGGCCAGUGCCGCAACGGGCUCCUCAUGCGCUUGCUCGCAGACUGCACGGGCUUGCCAAUUGUCAUACCGCGGUACAUCGACGCGGCGGUGGUAUUUGGCGCGGCGUUGCUCGGGGCUGUCGCGGCGCAGGGUGUGCGCACAGAGUUGAAGGGCGUGUCCGCCACGCACGACGUCGCAAAGUCGCCGUACACCGCGCCUUCCGCAACCGCCAGCUCCACUGCACUCGCUUCCCUCGCCCCGCAAAGCGUAGGAUACCCGUUCCCGCUUACCCGCACGACAGAGGCCGAAGACGACUUCGAAGACGAGGGUCUUUCCUUUGGUGCCAAGAGACUGGCAGCUGCGAGUGGCGACGCGUUGUGGCUGGUGAUGGAGAAGAUGAGCGGGGCCGGGAAGGUGGUGGCACCGAACACGGCCGACGAUCCUGAUCGUCGGUUGUUGGACGCGAAGUAUAAGGUGUUUUUGGACUUGUGUGUGAAGCAACAGGAGUAUCGCGCAGCGAUUGAUGCGGUAGAGGCUCUUGCGUAG